AUGCCAACACAAACUUCUCCUUCAAUACAAUCAGCAUCUAUACAACCUGUACAGCCAACUCAACCUCCAUCUCAUUCUCAGUAUCUAGUCAAACGCGACGAUGACAAUAUUCAGGCAACUCUUAGCCUUUAUCAGAACUGGGCGUCUGUUUGUAACAAUGAUAACAACAACCAAGUGGCGGUAGCUAUUAGUAUUGAUCCCAAGAUGCAACAAUUAUGGCAAACUGUCACUCAAACUGUUAACUGUGGCCAUGGUACCGUGAAGACCGUGACAAGAACUAUUACUGCGACCGCGACUGCUACCACUAGUGGUACUAAUCCUACCAAUACUCCUACUUGUGAUCAACAGUGCUGGAGUGAUUAUCUAUGGCAUACGUAUGGUUACGGGAUUAGUGUAGCUCAAGCCUUGACUGGUAUUGUUUGCAUGAUGAUUGGUAUUUACUUUAUGGUGUUUGGUUUCCGUUUCUUUAGACCUACAUUAGGUUUUACUGGAUUUGUUUUCUUUGCUGUGAUGACAUGGAUUGGACUGACAAACAAUGAACCUGCUUCAGGUUAUCCAAAUACUGAUCUUCUAUACGUUUGUGUGAGCGCUGGCAUGGGACUUGUAGGUGCUGGACUUGGUGUAUUCUUCUUUGUGAUUAGUAUUUACAUGGUGGGUGGACUUGGAGGUUUUUAUUUCGCUGUCUGGAUCCUAUCUUGGAAAGCAAGUCUGAUUAUUACAGUGAAAGUAGCACAAAUCUGCUUUAUCAUAGGUGUUGGUUUGGUCACUGCCAUUCUUCUCUAUCUAUUGGAAACAUAUAUUCUGAUCAUGUCUACUGCCUUCAUUGGAGCUUAUCUUGUCCUUUUCGGUUUAGAUUUUUUUGCACAUACUGGUAUGUUGAAUGCUUGGUUACUUAUAUUUGAUGCAAAUCCAAAUCAUUUCAAUUCCUAUAUGAUUCAACGUCCCGUUCUGGUCAUGCUCUCCUUUGUGGCUGUUCUCUUCUUGAUGUCAGUGGGUUGGCAAUAUUAUUGGAAUGUCAUGCGACACAAGCGUUCUUUUGGUGUUCCAAAAAAGGCAAAAGUAGUCGAAAAUGAAUAA
This is a messenger RNA of Halteromyces radiatus, 1077 nucleotides long. RefSeq lists its product as uncharacterized. The coding region runs from base 1 to 1077 and encodes 358 amino acids. The transcript is spliced from 4 exons. The record is from RefSeq and is a predicted model, not a curated record. Lineage: Eukaryota; Fungi; Mucoromycota; Mucoromycetes; Mucorales; Cunninghamellaceae. Gene Ontology annotation, cellular component: plasma membrane.